Messenger RNA from Frieseomelitta varia, 1663 nucleotides. RefSeq lists its product as uncharacterized. Gene Ontology annotation, cellular component: extracellular region. The record is from RefSeq and is a predicted model, not a curated record. Lineage: Eukaryota; Metazoa; Arthropoda; Insecta; Hymenoptera; Apidae. Gene Ontology annotation, molecular function: chitin binding. The transcript has 2 exons. Bases 385 to 837 code for a protein of 150 amino acids.
GAAUCUGCUUCUGAAAGUAGCACCGAAUCUACGUCUCAAACCACCGAAUCUGCUUCUGAAAGUAGCACCGAAUCUACGUCUCAAGCAACCGAAUCCACCGAAGCAAACACAGAAUCAACAUCAACGACAGAAUCGACAUCUGAAGCAACAACCGAGUCCACAUCAACGACCGAAGGUAUCACUGAGAGUAGUACAGCAUCCAGCUCAGAACAGACUACCGAACUAACAACGUCAACGACGGAAUCCACCACGGAAGCUACCACCCCAACGCCUUGUCCAAUUGGUAACUUAACCGACGAACAGAUAGUGCUCGCCUGUCCAACUGGUUUCCGAAGACAUCCGAAGUAUUGCAAUUUAUUCUAUCAGUGUACUAACGAAAACGAUAUGGAGAUCAAAGUCCUGGUGUUAAGCUGCCCGGAAGGGACGAUCUUCGACGAACGAAAGAUACAGUGUUUGCCCGAAAAUAAAGCUAGUCAACCGUGCACGGGUACUAUAGCUACUGCACGAUUUUAUAGAAGAUUGGAGCAAAGUUCUACGCCUACAAUAAAAGUAUCAACCCAGCAACUAUGCCCAGAAGAAGGUCACUACCCUUACAAAUCGGGCUGCAACAGCCUGUUCUAUAAUUGCAAACGAAAUUCCAGAAACGAUCUUCAAGGCUAUUUAUACAAGUGUCCAGAGAACUUCCUCUACUGGUCAGUUUCGAGAAGAUGCGAGCGCGCAGCGCGAUUGCCAUUGUGCGGGUUGUACAAAUCUAAGGAAAACAUUGAGAAUUGGGAAGGAAAGUGGCAGAUUCCAGUGGAAGAGUCUAAUCUAUCUGCUCGAAGUUUGUUUCGCUAAAUUCCGAUAGAAAGCUCCUAGUGAUUUAAAUGGACAGUAUAAACUCUCAGGAUAACUUCUGAUCUUGUUUUUCUUUUCCUUUUUUUUUUUUUUUUUUAAUGAAAUGUAUCUGAAGGAAGUAAUUUUAAAUAUUAGGAUAUUUUUAUCUUUUAAAUAUUAGAAUUAUUAGAAUUAUAUGUAAAUGUUUUUUACAACAUGGCUGCGGAAGAUCUUACGAUGGGAUACUCGGAUCUUCAACAGUCAUCUUGUCGUAAUUGAUUAGUCUAUACGGAUUCUUAACAAUUAUUCGAGAAUUAUGAUUUGGUAUUUUCCACGAUUUUCCGCAACGUAAGCUCGUAAAAUCGUUGGAAAACCAUCACGAAUAUUGGGGUUUUGGUUGUGGGAUUUGUAUGAUAUUCGACUGUAUUCAAUAGUUUGCGAUAUUUAUUUGUAAAGUUUUCUCGCGACUACAUUUUCGUGGUUCAUAAAAUUUUACAUUGAUACGUAAUAAUGAAUUAAAUUUUACAAUAAUGAAAUUAUCAUAUAACGAUGAAUAUAGUGAAUAAAAAUUAAAAUUAAUAUAGAAAUUAAAAUAUUAAAAUAUGAUAUUGAAACAUUCGACGUUUCAUCAUUUUUAUUCGACAAAUAUGCAUAGUGUCUAAAGUUUUCUGAGAAAGCGUAUUUACAAUCUUAGCACUAUAUUCUGAAUACAGUACAAGUUCAGUAAAUCUUGGAAAUAUAAUCUUGUAUAUAAUUAUGUUUUAAUCGGUUUAAUUGCUGCUUCCUUUGAUAAAAUAUCGCGUUUAAUUUCUUUUUUCAAUAUUGCGACGAAGUAUGAUAAUACUUU